GCCCAUUGGAAGGCUGCUUUUCCGGCAGUUCUGCGAAACCAGACGUGGGCUGGAGCGGUAUAUUCAGUUCCUGGACUCAGUGGCAGAAUAUGAAGUUACUCCAGAUGAAAAGCUGGGAGAGAAAGGGAAGGAGAUUAUGACCAAGUACCUCACCCCGAAGUCCCCAGUGUUCAUCACCCAGGUUGACCGGGACCUGGUCUCCCAGACGGAGGAGAAGCUGCUGCAGCGGCCCUGCAAAGAGCUCUUUUCUGCCUGUGCACAGUCUGUCCACGACUACCUGCGAGGAGAGCCCUUCCAUGAGUACCUGGAGAGCAUGUACUUCGACCGGUUUCUCCAGUGGAAGUGGCUGGAGAGGCAACCGGUAACCAAAAACACUUUCAGGCAGUACCGAGUACUCGGAAAAGGGGGAUUUGGGGAGGUGUGCGCCUGCCAGGUUCGGGCCACAGGCAAAAUGUAUGCCUGCAAGCGCUUGGAGAAGAAGAGGAUCAAGAAGAGGAAAGGCGAGUCCAUGGCGCUCAACGAGAAGCAGAUCCUCGAGAAGGUCAACCUGGCCUACGCCUACGAGACCAAGGACGCGCUGUGCUUGGUGCUGACCAUCAUGAACGGGGGCGACCUGAAGUUCCACAUCUACAACAUGGGCAACCCUGGCUUCGAGGAGGAGCGAGCCUUGUUCUACGCAGCCGAGAUCCUGUGUGGCCUGGAGGACCUGCACCGUGAGCACACGGUCUACAGAGACUUGAAACCUGAAAACAUCCUCUUGGAUGACUACGGGCACAUUAGGCUCUCGGACCUGGGCCUCGCCGUGAAGAUCCCCGAGGGAGAUCUGAUCCGCGGCCGGGUGGGCACCGUCGGCUACAUGGCUCCGGAGGUCCUGAACAACCAGAGGUACGGCCUGAGCCCUGACUACUGGGGUCUGGGCUGCCUCAUCUACGAGAUGAUCGAGGGCCAGUCGCCGUUCCGCGGCCGCAAAGAGAAGGUGAAGCGGGAGGAGGUGGACCGCCGGGUCCUGGAGACGGAGGAGGUCUACUCCCACAAGUUCUCCGAGGAGGCCAAGUCCAUCUGCAAAAUGCUGCUCACCAAAGACGCCAAGCAGAGGCUGGGCUGCCAGGAGGAGGGGGCCGCGGAGGUCAAGAGACACCCCUUCUUCAGGAACAUGAACUUCAAGCGCUUGGAGGCCGGGAUGUUGGACCCUCCCUUCGUUCCAGACCCGCGGGCCGUGUACUGCAAGGACGUGCUGGACAUAGAGCAGUUCUCCACCGUCAAGGGCGUAAACCUGGACCACACCGACGACGACUUCUACUCCAAGUUCUCCACGGGCUCCGUGUCCAUCCCGUGGCAAAGCGAGAUGAUAGAAACAGAGUGCUUCAAGGAGCUGAAUGUGUUCGGACCCAACGGUACCCUCUCGCCGGACCUGAACAGAAGCCACCCGCCGGAACCCCCAAAGAAAGGGCUGCUGCAGAGAAUCUUCAAGCGUCAGCAUCAGAACAAUUCCAAGAGUUCGCCCAAUUCCAAGACCAAUUUUAACCACCACAUAAAUUCAAACCACGUCAAUUCGAACUCCACCGGAAGCAGCUAGUUUCAGCCCUGGCCUGGAGGUCCACGCAGGAGCAGCCCAGACCCGUCCCCCGGGCAGCGGAAGGUGACGGGGCGCAGCAGGCGGACGCGCGCCCUGGGGGCCAGGGAAGGCGGCGGCCCCCCUCGACAUCGGGCCUCGGGGUGUCUCAAAGAGAUUUCCACUCAGGUCAGUUUUCAGAGGCGGCCGUCAGGCCAGGUGGACCGGAUUUGUCUCUGUGGAACAUUGCAAUAGAAAUCCAUUCGGAUACGACAACUUGCACGUAUUUUAAUAGCGUCAUGAUUAGAACUGAAUUUUGUCUUUAUUAUUUUUAAAGAAAAGUUUUGUAAAUUUCUCUAUUGUCUCAGUUUACAUUUUGUAUAUUUGUAUUUAAAUGAAAGUCAGACUUUGAGGGUGUAUAUUUUCUGUGCAGCCACUGUCAAGCCAUGUGUUCUAAGACAUCGGGUGGGGAGCAAGCCAGGGGGACUCACGCAGGAAAAAUAAUGUGACUCAAGCCUUCCAGAGCCUCAAAUGAGAAAACGUUUUUAUUAAAUGUAGACAAUGAUUCACAUGCCACCGUGAAGGACUGGCCGCGUCCAUCCUGUGAGCACCUGCCAUCCAGACCGCCGUCCUGUGGGCUGGUGGCCACGGGCACCCAACGUGGACUUCACCCCCAGCCAGGGCGCCCCGCGGGGCCUCGGUGUGGAAGGGGGUGCCCCCCCUCUGUGCGUGCGCACACGGGCCACCCCGCUCCGGAAGCCGCCCGUGCAGGUGCCGGGUGCCGGCACAGGGCUCCAGGCUCCCCGCUCUCAGCAGGGCUCACUGCGAAAGCCGGUCUGUUUUGAGACUUUGGGGGGGGGAGUUUUUGUUUGAUCCUGUCUUAGAGACAAGUACAGCGAGAUAGCAGGUCGUCACGGAACCCCAAGUGUCCCAAACCCCAGCAGCCCGUAGAAGCAUCAGGAAAAAGUCCCGGGGGAAGUCCAGGAUGAGUGUGCACGAGGGCAGGGUGGCUGCCCAGAGAACUUCGCGAGGCCCCACAGGAGCCCUGGGCCUGGUGGCGCAGAUGGGGGUGGCUCACUCAGCAACUGGGAGGCCCCGGGAGAGGCUGUCCCCCUCCCAAGAAGCUCAAGACAGACUCACUGACACUUCCCAGGAGAGCUGACCAAGACGAGCUCGCACUGGGCGUCUCAAAAUUCAGGCACCAGUAGCCCCUGCACCUGGCGGCUACCUCGGGCCAGGGCUGCUGAAGGCCACCACGGCCACCCCCUCCCAGGGAGCCCCGACUGCCCCCGCUGCCUCCACAAGGGGACCAGCAGCAGUUGGCCCCUCUGUCCCCUCGGGACAGGGUGAGCCCCUGACCUUUCCGCCCCCCUACCCGGCUGGGUCCCCGGUAGCCAGGUGAGCCCAAGUCUCAGACACCCUAGGGUGGGCCCAUACCACCCGCUUCACCUGUUAACAUGCAGACUCCCAGGCGCCACCCCAGACCUGCAGAACGGGAGUAUCUGGGAGCAGGGUGCUGGAAUCUGCAUCCUUAGAAACUUGGGGGCCAGAGUGUGAGAGCCACUCCCGGGCGGGCUCUGGGUGUGACGGCCCGAAGGCAUUUCUGCAGGUGACCCUGGAGCCAGUGAUGUGGCCACCUUGCCGACGGGUGCUGGGCGCGUGGCUCCCCGAGCUGCAGGGCCCGCCGUGUUGAGGUCCUCCUACGACAGAUGGGCGAGAAGACAGCGGGCUCCGGGCUUCCCUUGGUGCACAGUAUUCUUUUCUGUCGACCAGCUCUUGUUUCGCCUAAACACAAGACAAAUAAAUAUCCCUGGCUACGUGCCAAGGAGGCUGAAAGCUCUUUGAGCCGCAGUCUCAGGCCCUCUAGCUCUUGCUGAACCUCCGUUCUGUUACGGCAGUUUCCCAGGGAAACCAGAGGGCGCUCAGAGGGGUGGAGAGAGAGGUUUACUUGUCACCCCGGCGGGCUCGGUGGGAUCAGUCCCAAAGGGCUGAGCCCCGAAUUCCAGGAAGGGUGAGGUUUUACGCAGCUUGUGUGAGGAACCUUGGCACCCCAUCAUCCCAGCAUGAGCGCCUUUAUCGUUUGGGAAGGGGUCAGGGGAGCCACAGCUACUGCUGUGGACAAGCAGCCGCCGAGGGAACUUUCUGCCCCAGCAUAAAGCAGAAGCCAAGCCACGGACUCCAGCAAGCAGCCGGCCUGGGAAGAGGCAGCAUCCACGCAGACUUGGGAGACUUCUGCUUCGUUUCUUACAAAAGGGGUGGCCGUCUUCCUGAGAGGUCACAGCCCCCACCCACCCCGCCUGCCCGAAGUUUCGUCCAUUUUGCCCACGACACAGCAGCCUCGCUGACUGGUCGGAACUGAGGAGCUGGUGUUCCAGCGCCACCCGUCCGUGUGGGCUAGAGGCUCUGCAGGGAGCCAGCGGGCAAGCUCAGCCCUGCUCGGUGCCCUGUCACGAAGGGGGCUGGGCCCCAGGGGUCCCGGGACGGGUGGGCGUCACGGCCUUCCCGGCCCUGCUCCUACUGGCCCAGGCUGGUACGAGGGGCUCGUGGCACCGCGCCGACACCAGCCGGCCCCGUUGCGGCCUCGGCACCGGCCCGGACCUGCGCCCCCGUCCUCCAGCCUGUUUUCUGCAACGACACUUUUUUAAAGACUUUUUCAUAUUAAAAGCAAAGGCCACCUCCUCCCACACCGCCUGUGUGCUUGAGGGCGGUGGACGAUUGGAACCUUCUCUGCUGCCUUGAGCUCCCCAGCGCCCUUGCUGGCCUCUCCCCGGCUGCCUGCUGGCCCCCGCUGAGGUGAGGCGCGGCUCCUUCUGGAGAUGAGCUGGUGCCCGGCGGGGUGGGGCGGACUCUGCCAUGGUCAGCGCAGCCAGCGAGGGUUGCUGGAGCCGAGGGGCCCACCGCAACCAUCCUCUCCGGGAGCCCCGGCCCGCUUCAUGGAGG
Condylura cristata (star-nosed mole) is the source of this 4492-nucleotide messenger RNA. RefSeq names its product G protein-coupled receptor kinase 5 (gene GRK5). Bases 137 to 1576 code for a protein of 479 amino acids. Gene Ontology annotation, cellular component: cytoplasm. Gene Ontology annotation, molecular function: G protein-coupled receptor kinase activity; ATP binding. NCBI's taxonomy places the organism in Eukaryota, Metazoa, Chordata, Mammalia, Eulipotyphla, Talpidae. The transcript has 14 exons. The record is from RefSeq and is a predicted model, not a curated record. Gene Ontology annotation, biological process: protein phosphorylation; regulation of signal transduction; signal transduction.